Myodes glareolus (Bank vole) is the source of this 3319-nucleotide messenger RNA. RefSeq names its product reversion inducing cysteine rich protein with kazal motifs (gene Reck). The record is from RefSeq and is a predicted model, not a curated record. Gene Ontology annotation, cellular component: plasma membrane. Gene Ontology annotation, molecular function: protein binding; metalloendopeptidase inhibitor activity. Gene Ontology annotation, biological process: sprouting angiogenesis; blood vessel maturation; extracellular matrix organization. NCBI's taxonomy places the organism in Eukaryota, Metazoa, Chordata, Mammalia, Rodentia, Cricetidae.
UGAGGCCGAAGAAGCUGGGGGCGGGGCUUGGUGCCAGCGGCUACUACGGCCAGGCUGGGUCCGAGCAUCUCGCGGCUUCGGACCCGCCCGGCCCGGACAUGGCGAGCGUCCGGGCCUCCCCGCGAGGCGCUCUGCUGCUUCUUCUGGCCGCGGCGGGGGUCGCUGAGGUGGCGGGAGGCCUGGCUCCGGGCAGUGCGGGUGCUGUAUGUUGUAAUCAUUCAAAGGAUAACCAAAUGUGCCGUGAUGUAUGUGAACAGAUUUUCUCCUCAAAGAGUGAAUCCCGGCUGAAACAUCUGUUGCAGAGAGCCCCGGACUACUGCCCAGAAACGAUGGUUGAAAUUUGGAGUUGUAUGAAUUCAUCUUUGCCAGGUGUAUUUAAGAAAUCUGAUGGCUGGGUUGGCUUAGGCUGCUGUGAACUGGCUAUUGGCUUGGAGUGUCGACAGGCAUGCAAGCAGGCAUCGUCAAAGAAUGAUAUUUCCAAAGUUUGCAGAAAAGAAUAUGAGAAUGCUCUUUUCAGUUGCAUUAGCAGAAAUGAAAUGGGCUCAGUGUGCUGCAGUUACGCAGGUCAUCACACAAACUGCAGAGAAUUCUGUCAAGCCAUUUUCCGAACAGACUCUUCUCCUGGUCCAUCUCAGAUCAAAGCCGUGGAAAAUUAUUGUGCCUCUGUUAGUCCACAGUUGAUCCACUGCGUGAACAAUUACACCCAGUCUUAUCCCAUGAGAAACCCAACAGAUAGUUUGUAUUGCUGUGACAGAGCUGAAGACCACGCUUGCCAAAAUGCCUGCAAGAGAAUUCUCAUGUCUAAGAAAACAGAAAUGGAGAUUGUUGAUGGUCUCAUCGAGGGGUGUAAGACCCAGCCCCUGCCUCAAGAUCCUCUCUGGCAAUGUUUUCUUGAAAGCUCCCAGUCGGUUCACCCUGGAGUCACAGUCCACCCUCCCCCCUCAACUGGCCUUGAUGGGGCUAAGUUGCAUUGCUGUUCUAAAGCAAACACUUCAACAUGCAGGGAACUGUGCAUGAAACUUUAUAGCAUGAGCUGGGGGAACACGCAGAGUUGGCAGGAGUUUGACCGCAUCUGUGAAUACAAUCCGGUGGAGGUGUCCAUGCUGACAUGUCUCGCUGAUGUCCGGGAACCUUGCCAGUUGGGCUGUAGGAACCUCACUUACUGUACGAACUUUAACAACAGGCCAACAGAACUUUUCAGGAGCUGCAAUGCUCAGUCUGACCAGGGAGCCAUGAAUGACAUGAAGCUGUGGGAGAAAGGAAGCAUAAAGAUGCCCUUCAUCAGCAUCCCUGUUCUUGAUAUCAAAAAGUGCCUGCCAGAAAUGUGGAAGGCCAUCGCGUGUUCACUGCAGAUUAAGCCUUGCCAUAGUAAAUCCCGAGGAAGCAUUAUCUGCAAAUCAGAUUGUGUAGAGAUUCUCAAGAAAUGUGGAGACCAGAACAAAUUCCCUGAAGACCACACGGCUGAAAGUAUCUGUGAGUUUCUGUCCCCUGCAGACGACCUGGAGAACUGUAUCCCUCUGGAUACGUACCUCAGGCCAAGUGCUUUAGGUAACAUCAUAGAAGAAGUGACUCAUCCCUGUAACCCAAAUCCUUGCCCAGCCAAUGAGCUCUGUGAAGUGAACCGAAAAGGGUGUCCGUCUGGAGAUCCCUGCCUUCCAUAUUCUUGUGUUCAAGGUUGCAAAUUGGGAGAAGCUUCUGACUUCAUUGUCCGCCAGGGGACACUGAUCCAGGUGCCAUCCUCUGCAGGGGAAGUUGGUUGUUACAAGAUCUGUUCCUGUGGACAAAGUGGCCUCUUGGAGAACUGUAUGGAGAUGCACUGUAUCGAUCUCCAGAAGUCUUGUAUUGUUGGAGGAAAAAGAAAAAGUCAUGGAACAUCCUUCAAUAUUGACUGCAACGUCUGUUCUUGUUUUGCUGGCAAUUUAGUGUGUUUCGGCCGUCCAUGCCUCAGUGAGCACAGUUCAGAUGAUGACCGUAGCACGUUCACAGGUCUGCCCUGUAACUGUGCUGAUCAGUUUGUCCCAGUGUGUGCACAGAAUGGACGCACUUACCCCAGUGCCUGCAUUGCCCGCUGUGUAGGUCUCCAAGAUCAUCAGUUUGAGUUUGGACCUUGUGUCUCCAAGGAUCCCUGUAAUCCUAACCUCUGCCCAAAAAGCCAAAGAUGUGUGCCAAAACCACAAGUUUGCCUGACGACCUUCGAUACAUUUGGCUGUAGCCAAUAUGAGUGUGUGCACAGACAGCUCACCUGUGAGCAGGUCCGAGAUCCUGUGUGUGACACAGAGCACGUGGAGCACAGCAAUCUCUGCACACUGUACCAAAGAGGAAAGAGCCUCUCUUACAGAGGCCCCUGCCAGCCCUUCUGCAGAGCCACCGAGCCUGUCUGUGGGCACAACGGCGAGACCUACAGCAGUGUGUGUGCCGCCUACUCAGACCGUGUGGCAGUGGACUACUAUGGGCCCUGCCAGGCUGUCGGGGUCCUCUCUGAACAUAGUGCUGUGGCCGAGUGUGCUGCAGUGAAGUGUCCUUCUCUCUCAGCUAUAGGCUGCAAACCCAUCAUUCCCCCUGGUGCUUGUUGCCCAUUAUGUGCCGGAAUGUUACGGGUUUUAUUUGACAAAGUAAAACUGGACACUAUUGCUAAGGUGACCAACAAGAAGCCAGUAACAGUUCUGGAGAUUCUUCAGAAGAUCCGCAUGCACGUGUCUGUCCCACAGUGUGAUGUGUUUGGAUACCUGAGCAUCGAAUCAGAAAUUGUGAUCCUGAUUAUUCCUGUCGACCACUAUCCUAAAGCUUUGCAGAUUGAGGCCUGCAAUAAGGAAGCAGAGAAAAUCGAGUCCCUCAUCAACUCCGACAGCCCCACUCUGGCGUCCCAUGUCCCCCUCUCAGCCCUUAUCAUUUCCCAGGUGCAGGUCUCCAGAAGCCUUCCAUCCUCUGCUGCUGGGGGCAGGUCUCCCUGCCCCUCCCUGCUCCUCUUUAACCUGGGCCUCACUGUGUACCUGCUCUGGACUCGUCCCUGACUGCCCACAAAAACUACAAAGCCUUCCUUGACUCGGCCGUCCCACCUUUUGAAAGACAUCAGGACUGCUAGCUGGUGGCCGAGCAAGAACACGUGUCACCUCUUAGCCCUACACAGUAUUUUUUUAAUCUGCCAAUGUUAGAGGUUUUACCUUGAUUCUAAAAUGAUAAACUAGGCUCCCCCAGUAUGAUGGAAUCUCUUGCUGGUGGGCCGCUGGGUUACAGUUUACAUUUUGCUCAGUAGAUGAGUCCGCUUCUCCAAAGGAAAUUUACCGUCACUGAUGAAUGAGACGGUCGCUUUAGGAGCCCC